This is a messenger RNA of Prunus armeniaca (apricot), 381 nucleotides long. Lineage: Eukaryota; Viridiplantae; Streptophyta; Magnoliopsida; Rosales; Rosaceae. The record is from the annotation of a GenBank genome assembly.
AUGAAAGCUGGGGAGGUUCUGGAACGUGGGCUUGGUUUUGUGGCUUGGGAAAUGAACAAGAUGGUGGCUUUGCACACGGAAGAGAAACUGAGAAGCUUCUUGGAGUGUUGGGUGCAAGAGCCCAAGUUGCUUACAGAAGACAAUAUGGCUGCUAAUGCUUUAGUCACAAGCAGCUCGCCGAGGUUCAAUGUGAAUGGCAAUGACUUUGGUUGGGAAAGGCCAGUUGUGGUGACAAACGGUGCUGGGAAUAAGUCACAUGGGAAGAUUACAGUGUUUGCUGGGGUUGAAGAAGGCAGUAUUGAUAUUGAAUCUUGUAUUUUGGCUGAGACCUUGGAGGCCAUGGGAAAUGAUUCAGAAUUCAUGGAUGUGGACACGGUGUAG